Molecule: messenger RNA, 1461 nt
Organism: Vombatus ursinus (common wombat)
Lineage: Eukaryota; Metazoa; Chordata; Mammalia; Diprotodontia; Vombatidae
Gene: CELF5
Product: CUGBP Elav-like family member 5
Exons: 13
Coding region: 1-1461 (486 amino acids)
Biological process (GO): regulation of alternative mRNA splicing, via spliceosome; mRNA splice site recognition
Cellular component (GO): cytoplasm; ribonucleoprotein complex; nucleus
Molecular function (GO): mRNA binding
Source: RefSeq, a predicted model, not a curated record
AUGGCCAGAUUGACGGAGAGCGAGGCGAGGCGGCAGCAGCAGCAGCAACUCCUGCAGUCCAGAGCCUCCCCCAUGAGCAGCGGCCCCGAGCCCCCCGUCCAGCCGGACAGCAUGAAGGACCUGGAUGCCAUAAAGCUCUUCGUUGGCCAGAUCCCCCGCAACCUGGAGGAGAAGGACCUCAAGCCCCUUUUCGAGCAAUUCGGCAAGAUCUACGAGCUGACGGUGCUCAAAGACCGCUACACCGGCAUGCACAAAGGGUGCGCUUUCCUCACCUACUGUGCCAGGGAUUCCGCCAUCAAGGCCCAGACUGCUCUGCACGAACAAAAGACUCUGCCUGGGAUGGCGCGCCCGAUCCAGGUGAAGCCUGCGGACAGCGAGAGCCGUGGAGGCAGGGACCGGAAGCUUUUCGUGGGCAUGCUGAACAAGCAGCAAUCUGAGGAGGAUGUUCUCCGACUUUUCCAGCCCUUUGGGGUGAUCGAUGAGUGCACCGUGCUCCGGGGCCCCGAUGGGAAUAGUAAAGGCUGUGCUUUUGUGAAGUUCUCGUCCCACACGGAAGCCCAGGCUGCCAUCCAUGCCCUCCAUGGCAGCCAGACAAUGCCAGGCGCCUCCUCCAGCCUGGUGGUGAAGUUCGCGGACACAGACAAGGAGAGGACCCUUCGGAGAAUGCAGCAGAUGGUAGGCCAGCUGGGCAUCUUCACGCCAUCCCUUACACUGCCCUUCAGCCCCUACAGUGCCUACGCGCAGGCCCUUAUGCAGCAGCAAACCACAGUACUGUCCACCUCCCACGGCAGCUACCUGAGCCCAGGUGUGGCCUUCUCCCCCUGCCACAUCCAGCAGAUUGGCGCUGUAAGCCUCAAUGGGAUUCCUGCUACACCCAUCGCCCCAGCAUCUGGGCUACAUUCUCCACCACUCCUAGGAACAGCAGCUGUGCCAGGUCUUGUCACCCCCAUCACCAACGGCUUUGCAGGUGUGGUGCCUUUCCCUGGUGGGCAUCCGGCCUUAGAAACUGUAUACGCCAAUGGUCUUGUGCCCUACCCAGCUCAGAGUCCCGCAAUGGCUGAGACCCUCCAUCCAGCUUUCUCAGGAGUCCAGCAGUACACAGCGAUGUAUCCAACUGCGGCCAUCACGCCCAUUGCCCACAGCGUUCCACAGCCUCCGCCCAUCAUCCAGCAGCAGCAGCAGCGAGAAGGUCCCGAAGGCUGUAACCUGUUUAUCUACCACCUCCCCCAGGAGUUUGGAGACAGCGAGCUGAUGCAAAUGUUCCUGCCCUUCGGCAACAUCAUUUCCUCCAAGGUGUUCAUGGACAGAGCCACUAACCAGAGCAAGUGCUUCGGUUUUGUGAGCUUCGACAACCCAUCCAGUGCCCAGACGGCCAUCCAGGCCAUGAAUGGCUUCCAGAUUGGCAUGAAGAGAUUGAAGGUCCAGUUGAAGAGGCCCAAAGAUGCCAGCCACCCUUACUGA